UGCUAAUAUCAACAAAUAUGGCGCCGUCUCCCACUAAAAGAAAGGACCGGUCUGAGGACAAGAGCAAGGAACGAGGGAAGGAAAAAAGUGGUACGAAAGAGAGCACGGAUAAGGAGAGAGGUAGAGAGAAGGCCCGUAAACGUCGCAGUGCAUCAACUGGCAGUAGCAGUGAUUGGUCUCUUUCCAGCUCAAGCUCCAGCAGCAGCUCGGGCUCCAGUUCAGGAUCAUCCAGUGGCUCCAGCUCGUCAUCAGCCUCCAGCCGCUCGGGAUCCUCAAGUUCCCGCUCAUCAUCCUCCUCAAGCUCCUCCGGCUCCCCCAGCCCCAACCGCCGUCACCGUGACAACCGCAGGCGUUCACGUUCCAAGUCCAAAUCUGUGAAGAAAGAUGACAAAGAGCGUCGUAGGAGAAGCCCAAGUCCACGACCCACCAAAGUUUACCUUGGUCGGCUGACCAGAAAUGUCAUCAAGGAACACAUUCAAGAAAUAUUCUCAACCUAUGGAAAAAUUAAGAUGAUUGACAUGCCUGUGGACAGACUCCACCCUCAUCUGUCGAGGGGAUACGCCUACGUGGAGUUUGAGACGGCAGACGAGGCAGAGAAGGCACUGAGACACAUGGAUGGAGGUCAGAUCGAUGGACAGGAGAUCACUGCGACAGCCGUACUCGCUCCCCGGGUGCGUCCGCCUCCCCGUCGGCUAACGCCACCACGAAGGAUGCCCCCACCCCCUCCAAUGUGGCGACGCACCCCACCCCGCAUGAGGAGGAGGUCUCGGUCUCCGCGGCGCCGUUCUCCCAUGCGCCGAAGGUCUCAUUCCCGCUCUCCAGGGCGUCGCCGGCACCGUUCCCGCUCCAGCUCAAACUCCUCCCGGUAGAAGGCCACUCUCAUCCCCUCCUGUCAUCCUCCACUUCAGCCAAAUCCUCUCAUCACAAUCAGCUCUGAGUACAUUCAGGUUUUUUUCACCGGCAGGUUUUUCAUUUUUCAAUAUUGGAUGUUUCCUGUUACGAGUGGC
Messenger RNA from Chanos chanos (milkfish), 1007 nucleotides. Its product is annotated as RNA-binding protein with serine-rich domain 1-like. The transcript has 7 exons. The coding region runs from base 18 to 869 and encodes 283 amino acids. Gene Ontology annotation, cellular component: ASAP complex; cytoplasm; nucleoplasm. Gene Ontology annotation, biological process: mRNA splicing, via spliceosome. NCBI's taxonomy places the organism in Eukaryota, Metazoa, Chordata, Actinopteri, Gonorynchiformes, Chanidae. Gene Ontology annotation, molecular function: RNA binding. The record is from RefSeq and is a predicted model, not a curated record.